AUUUCUUGUAAAUAUGAAAAAGAACAUUUAUUGUCAUUAAAAUGAAUUCAAUAGAGUGUUAAAUUUUAUAACGGCAAAAAAACCUGGCGCCAUCUUUUUUCUCUGUUUUCGAUUCUGUCCAAAUAUAUGAAAGAUAUGUUUUUCUGGCGAUCAGGUGAAAUUGGAGAGAGUUAACCGGUGGCUAUGGACAGUAACUCAGGAGAUGGGGUUGGUGAUGGAAUGGGGGAUUCUUUCAUGGGGAGUCAAUUUGUUAUGGAAGGUGGUGGAGAUGGAGAGGAAUUAGGAGCCACCGAGAAUGAUGAUGAUAACAGGGGAGAUAAUGAGCCUCUAAGAGAACAGGAUCGAUUUUUACCCAUUGCAAAUGUUGCCAGAAUUAUGAAGAAAUCUAUACCAAAAACAGGAAAAAUAGCAAAAGACGCUAAAGAAACUGUACAGGAGUGUGUAUCCGAAUUUAUUAGCUUCAUCACUAGCGAAGCGAGUGAACGAUGCCACCAGGAGAAAAGGAAAACUAUUAAUGGAGAGGAUAUCCUGUUUGCAAUGUCCACAUUGGGGUUUGAUAGUUAUGUGGAACCACUGAAGCAAUAUCUACAAAAAUAUAGAGAGUCCUCCAAAGGAGAAAAAGGUGGCCCAGCUCUGGGAGCCGAGGGAACCAUUGAUGAACUGGGGGAAGAGACAUUCUCCCAGACUUUGUCAUCAAGUCUGCUGACAAAUGAACAGACAAAUGCACAGGGCGUCAUCUAUACACAAUACUCUGGAGCGCUUCCCCAGAAUAUGAGCUUUUCAUGAUUCUGAAGUACCUGGAUGAUGACCUCUGUGUGUGUGUAUUAUAAAGACAGAGCCUCGGAACGCUUUUAAUGCGUAGAGGAAGAAAUUAAUCAGAUCAUGACAGGGUGUGUUGUUUUCUUUAUGGUUUGUGACUGUCAUAUAUAGAGAUUGUGUGGUGCUAUGUAUCAAGUUAAUGGCAAGCUACACUGCCUGUUUGCAGCAGCAUUUUACAGCUGUUAAUUUAUCAGAUAAUAUUUUAUGAUUUAUGAUUAAAAUUUAUUUAAAACUAAUAAUUUAAUAAUUUAAAAACUUUUGAUUGAAUAUAAUUUUUGUUAGUAGGUGUACCAGUUAUAUUUUUAAAAAAUGUUUUAUUAUAAUUUACAGCAUGGCUU
Saccostrea echinata is the source of this 1157-nucleotide messenger RNA. Its product is annotated as nuclear transcription factor Y subunit beta-like. The record is from RefSeq and is a predicted model, not a curated record. Gene Ontology annotation, biological process: regulation of transcription by RNA polymerase II. Gene Ontology annotation, cellular component: nucleus; CCAAT-binding factor complex. Gene Ontology annotation, molecular function: DNA-binding transcription activator activity, RNA polymerase II-specific; protein heterodimerization activity; RNA polymerase II cis-regulatory region sequence-specific DNA binding. The transcript is spliced from 9 exons. The coding region runs from base 184 to 786 and encodes 200 amino acids. NCBI's taxonomy places the organism in Eukaryota, Metazoa, Mollusca, Bivalvia, Ostreida, Ostreidae.